Messenger RNA from Sebastes umbrosus (honeycomb rockfish), 4805 nucleotides. RefSeq names its product G protein-coupled receptor kinase interacting ArfGAP 2a (gene git2a). NCBI's taxonomy places the organism in Eukaryota, Metazoa, Chordata, Actinopteri, Perciformes, Sebastidae. Gene Ontology annotation, molecular function: protein binding; GTPase activator activity. The record is from RefSeq and is a predicted model, not a curated record. The transcript is spliced from 22 exons. Gene Ontology annotation, biological process: brain development; regulation of ARF protein signal transduction. The coding region runs from base 446 to 2866 and encodes 806 amino acids.
UGUGAGUGAAGGCAAGCAGGCAGAGGAGCAGAGACUCCGGCCAUACGCGAGCGUGCAUACGUUCACUUAAAAGAGUCGGCUCAAUGAACCGGCUCGUUCGCUACCGACACAUCUCUGUCUAUACUGUCUACCACCAGAGACUGAAGAGUAAACUACCAGACACGAUCACAGCAGGCUAGUCAGCUAAUCAGGUGCUAAGUCAGCUAACUUAACAGACACCAGCAGUGUGCCUUCUGACUCUCUUGUCGGGUAACGUUAUAAUGGUUGCAACGCUAACGCUAGCCAAAAAGAAAAGGCGAGUAAGUUGGGUUGGGUUGUUUUUAGCUGAUUAGCUAGGUGUAGCUAACGCGGAAGGCACCUCCACAGAGAGUAAUCAAUGGUUGGCACAACGCAAAGGACAUAACACUUGGCUCAUUUUAAAGAGGCAUUUCUUCCUGAGUAAAGGAUGUCUAAACGCCUGAGAAACACCGAGCUCUGCGCUGACUGUAAUGUCCCAGAACCUCGCUGGGCCUCGGUCAACAGGGGUGUGCUGAUUUGCGAUGAGUGCUGCAGUGUUCAUCGAAGUCUGGGUAGACACAGCUCCCAAGUCCGCCACGUGACGCACACACCAUGGCCUCCUACGCAGCUCCAGAUGGUUCAGACAUUAUACAGCAAUGGAGCGAAUUCAAUAUGGGAGCACUCUCUGCUGGACCCUGCAUCAGUGAUGAGUGGAAAACGCAAGGCCAACCCUCAGGACAAGCUGCACCCAAACAAAUCAGAGUUUAUAAAAGCCAAAUAUCAAAUGCUGGCAUUUGUCCAUCGCAUGCCUUGCCGGGAAGACGACAGCUCGACAGCCAAGGAUUUGAGCAAGCAACUUCACUCAAGUGUACGCACGGGGAAUCUCGAGACUUGUUUGCGGUUGCUAUCCCUGGGAGCACAAGCUAAUUUUUUUCACCCGGAAAAAGGAAACACUCCCUUGCAUGUAGCUGCAAAGGCAGGACAAAUAUCUCAGGCUGAACUAUUAACUGUUUAUGGAGCUGAUCCUGGAGCCCCUGACAGCAAUGGCAAAACUCCCAUUGACUAUGCAAGGGAAGCUGGCCACCAUGACUUGGCAGAUCGAUUGGUGGAGAUUCAGUAUGAACUAACUGAUCGACUGGCGUUCUACCUGUGUGGGAGAAAGCCAGAUCAUAAAAACAGCCAGCACUUCAUUGUUCCACAAAUGGCUGACAGGAACAUCAGUUUAGAUUUAUCAGAACUGGCCAAGGCAGCAAAGAAGAAACUGCAAUCUCUCAGUAAUCAUUUAUUCGAGGAGCUGGCCAUGGAUGUGUAUGAUGAGGUGGACAGACGAGAGACUGAUGCAGUGUGGUUGGCUACACAGAAUCACAGCACUCUGGUGACGGAGACAACUGUGGUGCCUUUCCUUCCUGUGAAUCCAGAGUAUUCAUCGACACGAAACCAGGGACGACAGAAGCUGGCAAGAUUUAAUGCACAUGAAUUUGCAACUCUUGUGAUUGACAUAUUAAGUGAUGCUAAGCGCAGACAACAAGGGAAUUCAAUAGCCAGUCCCAAAGACAAUGUUGAGUUUAUCCUGAAGAGUGUGGCUGUCAGGCAUUGCAGUGACAGCCAAGACAACGACCAGCCCGACUACGAUAGUGUGGCAUCUGAUGAGGAUACAGAUCACGAGCUCCCCUCGAGCAAAGGGGAUAGGACCAAGAGCCUGGACUCUGACGUCUCAGAUGGCCCCAUUACUGUGCAUGAAUACAUGGAGGUGAAAACUGCGCUCUCUGCCUCCGAAGCCAAGAUCCAGCACCUCAUGAAAGCCAACAACAACCUGAGUGAUGAGCUGAGGCUGAUGCAGAAAAAGCUGCAAUCUCUGCAAAGCGAGAACAUCUCUCUCAGGCGGCACGUCCCAACCAAUAUCUAUCAGAUCCCCAGCGGUUCAGACUACCCCGACCCCUCCAGCCCCUCAGCCCUGAAACGCCGGCAGUCUGCGCGGGCCAGUCGGCCCAUGUCUAUGUAUGAGACCGGCUCAGGCCUGAAGCCCUAUCUCCCUAAAGGAGAAACUCCCUACCCAGAGGAGGGCAUCCCCACCCUGCAACCCUUCCCACCUCAUACGGAAAGGGGCGCUUUUGUGACCACCUCUUCAUCCCUCCCCUCAUUUCCAUCCACCCUGUCUUGGUCGAAGGACGAGAGUUCUCAAAAGGCCUCAAAGUUAGAGAAGCAAAGCAGCAUGCCAGAAAGUGACUAUGACAACACAUUCAAUGACUCUGAGAUGGAUGAUUCGGGUUUGUGCAGGAGAGCGAGGCUGAGGAGCAGCGGCUGGCUGGGGGAUGGCAGCUCUAUCCCUGAGCUGGAUGAUCUGGAGAUGGAGUCAGACCCCGCGCUUCCCAGCACAGAGGACGUCAUCCGCAAAACAGAGCAGAUCACCAAGAAUAUCCAAGAGCUGUUGCGAGCUGCUCAGGAGAACAAACAUGACAGACCAUGUGAGCGUGAAGGUGUGCGUCGGCUCAGGCACAGCCUGGGAUGUUUCAGCACUCUGGUGCCUUGGGCCGAGAAGGCCCCCCCUCCCCUUCAGCCGCUCAGCCUGCGCUCCCCUGACCCCACCUCCUGCUUCAUACCCUGCUCAGAAAGAAUACAUGUGGCUGUAAUAGAAAUGGCUGCCCUCUUUCCCAAGAAGCCACGCUCAGAGACUGUGAGAGGCUCUCUGCGCUUGUUGACCUCCAGUGCGUACCGACUUCAGCAUGAGUGCAGGAAGGCGUUGCCUUCAGAGGCCUGCCCAGGACCGGACAUGCAGCUGGUCACCCAGCAGGUCAUCCAAUGUGCUUAUGACAUUGCCAAGGCAGCCAAGCAGCUUGUCACCAUCACCACAAAGGAGAAUACCAACUAACAGCAUUUACAGGGCUGCAAAGCCGUCAGCAUCUCAGUUUCAUUCUUAAAUAUUUUUUUAAUGAUUUUGUUGUUUUUUUGUAUUUGUGGUAUAUGCAUGCAUUGUUUUUUUAAUUUAUGAAUAGAUAUUUAAAGCCAACUGGACAAAAUCUGAGUGUAAAUGGAAAAAGUCAGCAACUUUACUUAGAGCUGUUGUAAUAGCACAAUUUAUCCUAAAGGAGCAGUGUGUAGGAUUUGGCGACAUCUAGCGGUGAGAUUGCAGAUUGCAACCAACUGAAACUUUUCCAGUGUACCAAGUGUGUAAGAUAACUACGGUGGCCGAUGCGAAAAAGUGAAAACAGGAAUGGCCCCAUCUAGAGCCUUUGUUUAGUUUGUCCGUUCUGGGCUAGUGUAGAAAAAUGGCAGCCGGCUCCUUGAAGAGGACCCGCUCCUUAUGUAGAUAUAAAUGUCCUCUUCACGGAGUCCGCCAUGGUGCUCCACCAUGUUUCUACAGUAGCCCAGAACGGACAAACCAAACACUGGCUCUAGAGAGAGCCUUUCACAUUUAUAUGUUGACGUGGCAGUUUGAAUUCGGUGGUAGGGAUGCACCGGUUGAAAGAAGAAGAAGAAGAAAGAGGAGGAAUAAGUGGUUGUUGAUGCUGCUGGCUAACCAUUUAGUGUUGUGAGAAGUUUGAGAAUCCAAAUUUGAACAAAUGGAGGACCAUACUUAUUAUUUAGCACAAAAGAAAUGAAGGGAGCAUGAAUCCUCGUCAGUAAAGAAGCAAAAACAUGGAGACGCUAAAUGAAAUCAGGACAGAUGACGGUAGAAAACAAGAAUAAACAUCGCUGUGGCCUUAAUGUUUUCAGGAUGACGCAGAAGUUUUCUGCUGAAGCUGAAGGCCACUGUAGGUUCUUCUGCAUGCUUGGAAAGUGAGGGGUGCAACUUCAUCGCUAGAUGCCACUGAAUCCUACACACUGCUCCUUUAAGAUAAAAUAAUAACUUCCACAAAUCAUGUUAAAUCAAGCAGCAGCUAGCAGGCCUGGGAACUGUAAUGGUUUAUAGAUUACAAUUUGAGUGAAACUCACUCUUAGUUACAAAUACUCAGUCCAUAAUGUAAAUACCUUUUAUUGAGGGAUGGAAUUAAGCACAGUACAGUAAAUCCACAUGAUGAUAUUGGUUAAUGUUAUCAGUCCAAAGCCAGAAAUGGAUGCCGAAAAGCCAUAAAUGAGUCAUGAAUCCGCUGUCAUUGAAUGCUAUUGCUAACACUCUUGUAGCUAAAGGAUCUUCCUCUCAUAAAUUGCACUGUGCAAGCAUCAUCAUACUGUAAAGUUGAAUCUCCAAAAACCAUUAAAUGUUGGGAACUUCAUCCUGCACACGUUGUAGCUCUGCAAUGCUAAUGUUUGUUGCAUCAAAAAAGCUAUUUAUAUGGUUUGUCCCCUGUCCAAGUCUAAGCCAGUCUGCAGUUGCACUAAUUGCAGCUAUUUAUGUGUGCCCAUUUGUCAAGUCAGUGAAUGCAAAUAACGCUUGUUCAGGGGCCACGUUGUAUUCUUCACCAGCACCAAGAUGUUGUUGUAUUAAGUUCAAAUGAUCUGGUGUGUUUCACCACACUGCACUGUAUUCUGUGGUCUUGUGUGCCAUUGCAGUGUUGGUGAUGUUACAAGAUAUUUAGAGCUAAUCAUAUUCUAUGUAUGUCCAUGUGUUUUGUGCUCUGUUCUGUUGCUGCUAGUUUUGUAUUUAAUGUGCAACAUAUGGGAUAGAAGUCUAGACGUAUCCUGUAUAAUUGUGCAACCCAUUGUUCAUCCUCACCAAGUGUUUCAGAGUUCAUCGUCAUUUUGAAAUCUGAUCAAGGUAAUGUCCCUCUCUGUACUUGACCGGAGUGCAGGGAUGUAUGUGGUGCAGCUGUUAAGUUGCAAUUUGGAAAAAUAAUUAUUUUCUAAAUAAACUUAAUUUAUAAAUAUAA